Molecule: messenger RNA, 5148 nt
Organism: Labeo rohita (rohu)
Lineage: Eukaryota; Metazoa; Chordata; Actinopteri; Cypriniformes; Cyprinidae
Gene: mllt10
Product: MLLT10 histone lysine methyltransferase DOT1L cofactor
Exons: 21
Coding region: 208-3495 (1095 amino acids)
Biological process (GO): regulation of transcription by RNA polymerase II
Cellular component (GO): nucleus
Molecular function (GO): histone binding; nucleosome binding
Source: RefSeq, a predicted model, not a curated record
GCGUGCACACGCGCCUCCACAUCCCGAGAGCCUUCAGUACGGGGUUUGUGUGUUGAGCCAAAAAAAUACCGCCUUCAACAACAACGCGACUGAAAUAUGGCUUUUCAUCGAAAUGGGACAUAAAAUACGGCUUUCAGGGGAGAUAGGGUUUCGUAAGACAAACUCCCGACCGCAUUUGUGUUGGUCUUUGUGCGCCGCCGAUGGUAGAUGGUAUCCAGCGAGCUGUAUCUGGCAGAGGAAGACGACGACUCGGCGAGUAAUAUGAAGGAGAUGAUCGGAGGCUGCUGCGUCUGCUCGGAUGAGAGAGGCUGGGCCGAAAACCCCCUAGUCUACUGCGACGGUCACGGCUGUAACGUUGCCGUCCACCAAGCCUGCUAUGGAAUUGUCCAAGUCCCCACAGGCCCCUGGUUCUGCAGGAAAUGUGAAUCACAGGAACGUGCUGCCAGGGUGAGGUGCGAGCUGUGUCCCCACAAAGACGGAGCACUGAAACGAACAGAUAAUGGAGGUUGGGCCCAUGUGGUUUGUGCUCUUUACAUCCCAGAAGUGGAGUUUGCCAACGUAUCCACCAUGGAGCCCAUUGUGCUUCAGUCUGUCCCUCAUGAGCGUUAUAAUAAGACAUGCUACAUCUGUGAGGAACAGGGCCGUGAGAGCAAAGCUGCUACUGGAGCCUGCAUGACAUGCAACAAACAUGGCUGCCGACAGGCCUUUCAUGUCACAUGCGCUCAGUUUGCUGGACUGUUGUGUGAAGAACAGGGCUCAGAUGCUGAUAAUGUGAAAUACUGUGGAUACUGCAAGUACCAUUACAGCAAACUGAGAAGGAGCAAAGGCCGUGGUAGUAGGGCUCAAAGCUUAAGUGAUUCUUCCACUCACUCUUUGGAUAAGCACCAUGACAAGGAAAAGAAGAAACAUAAAGAAAGAGAUCGCCACAAACCAAAGCACAAAAAGUCUUUGGAACUGUCACCUUCCCUGGUGCCAACACUGAUGGUGACCUCUGAGAAGAGCUACAACAGCAGCAGUGGCGGAAGCGUCUCCUCCAUCUCCUCCACUCAGAAGCGACUGGACGACAGCGGGGGUCGUUUCACCAAUGCCAACUUCCAGGAAGUUCCGUCUCACUCCAGUUCCAGCUCCAAGGAUGGCAGCUCCUCUGACGGCAAGAGCUCGGAUGGCAAAAGCAAGAAGACCAGCAGUCACGGCACCAGCUCCAACUCUGGCUCCAGGGGCCGCAAGUCGGCUCCGGGCAAACCCCACGGCCCUGUGGUCACCACAGCGACGUCAUCCACAGCUCCCUCGUCAACCAGUCCUUUUCAGCAAGGUCUUUUAUUAGGCAGCAGCAGCAGUAAAUCAGCCACUAGUGGGUCUGUGGUUCAGCCCACAUCUGAUUUCCUCAGCUUCUCUGAUCCUAGCCUAAGGGCCGGCGACUCGUACACGCCUCCAUCCUUCAGCCGUUGCCACGUGAAGGGCGGUGCAGAAAGCGCAGCCUCUGAAGGCAUGGUGGCUCUCAACACCUUCAGCAUGAUGUCCCUCCCCCAGAGCUCAAGCUCAAGCAAGCAUUACGAAAACUGUCACCCAGCCGGAGAGCUGGGAAGCCUGGCUUCGGCGGGCUACAAACGACCCCAGCCCUCCUCGUCCUCUUCUUCUGCCACAUCGUCUUCAUCUACGGGCGAGGAUGGCGUGAAGAAGAAGAAGAGAGGGAACUGGAGGAACCGGUAUGGACCGUGUUUUACCACCCAGGACAGUAAAACCACUGAUACGGGAGAGCACGGCUCCACAAUGCCCUCAUCCACUUCCCCCUCGCCAUCCUCCAUGAGCACCAUGGCCUGCCGCGGGAGCGCAGUCAGCAGCACCGGAGGUGUGGGAGCAGUGGGUGCUGGUAGCAGCAGUCUGGGGAUUCAGAAGUCCCCAUCCCUCCUCAGGAAUGGAAGCUUACAGGGUAUGACUGUCAGCUCCCCAUCUGCUGGACCAGGUUCGUACCCCAGCAGUAGUGAUGUAGCCUGCCCGUUGCCCAGUGCGGUGUUUGGAGUGUCUCUGUCCGGAUCCAACUCCGAGUUACCCGCUCAUCAGUCAGUGGUCACUUCCAUGCCCACUCUCACCUCACUGCCCCCGACCACCCCGUUUACCAGCACCUCAUCCACACAUUCAAACUCACUACCGGGAUCCUUUAACUUGGCGCCAUCCCAUAUGUUCGGAAACAGGCUGAAUCCGAAUUCCGCCAUGGCUGCACUGAUCGCCCAGUCCGAGGGCUCCCCGGCAGAUCAGGAGCUCGGAGACGGAGCUCUCGGCUUCUCCAGAAGAGGAAACUCACCAAAGACAAACCUCUCCCCUCGGUCUCCGUUAAGUGGGAUUCAUAUCCGGUAUGACUCGUCAGGACCGUUGGUUCCAGGGCUCGGAUCCGGUUCGGAUACGAUGCCCCCGGUGGCCACCAGCAUCGACCAGCUGCUGGAUCGGCAAUGGAAUGAAGGACAGCAGUUCCUCCUACAACAGGGCUCACAAGGAGAUGUUCUAGGAAUGCUGAAGUCCCUGCACCAGCUGCAGGUGGAAAACCGGCGCCUGGAGGAACAGAUCCGAACUCUCACUAUGAAGAAGGAACGACUGCAGCUCUUGAGCGCUCAGCUCUCUGUGCCUUUCACCCCCGCGAGCACCACGGCCACCACUGCCUCCUCUCCUCUGUACCCCAGCAACACUCACGCAGACAUGCUGCACAGCAAGAGCAUUCAGCUAGGCAGCAGUGUUUUAACAGAGUCCUCUCAACCCUUGCCCACUCAGGAUCCCCUGUCUGGUGGCCAUAGCAGCGGAAGUAGCACGUCCUCUCUCUCCACCCCUCCGUCUGCGGCCCACAGUCCCCCCCAGCAGCAGGUGAACGGAGUCGGCAUGGCCGGGGUGGCCGUCCAGCCUGGCAAUGCCAACUCGUCCCUGCCUGCCAUAACCGGGGUGACUGGUCUGAUGGGCGCUCUGCAGGGGAACCACCUGGCCAUAAGUGGCUUCGUGGGCGCCCUAAACGGAGUGAUCCAAACCUCCCCCGGCCUGGCCCAGAAUAGCAGCCCCCUGCCCCAUCCCUCAGCAGCUACCAGCGCAUCCCUGCCCAUGUCCAACAGUCUCAGUAACAGCAGCAUGACCACUGCGAAAACCAGUGCGGCAAGACUUUUCAGCGACCAGCACAGGCAGAUCCUUCUCCAUCAGCACCAACUUCAGCAGCUUGUCAACUCCCAGCAGUUCACACCGGAACAGCAGCAGGCUCUGCUCUAUCAGUUAAUGCAACAACAACAACAGCAGCAGCAGCAGCAGCAGCAGCAGCAGCAGCAGAAUGACAUACAGCUACAGCAGCUGCCAAUCAACAGCCUCCUGCCUGCCACGCAGCCAGCCAUCACUACAAACCCCUUCCUCGCCAUGCACAACGACAGCAACACUCCUAAAACUGGAGUUAGUACUGCAACUAUCAAACAAACAAAAAGACUCGGGGAGAAGGCUGUGUCUGUGACAGGACAGGAGAAGACCUGAUGUAGAAAACAACAUUUCGGAGGAGUUCUGCCUCAUGGAUCCCUCUCAUCUGCCCACCCCAAGAGGCUUGCAAUCUGAGCAGCAAGACCAGAACAUUCACCCACCGCACGAAACCCUCACCAGCACCAGCCUUGAUAUGUACACACAUUUGCCAGGUUUGAUGCCCAUCUGGCAAACAACAUGCUGCACUGAGUUUGAGUAAAUCACUUGCUGUAAACGUACUGGAUCCCAUGGGGGCCAAAAGACAGGCUCACACACAUACGUGCACGCACACACACACACGGUCUCUCUCUCUCACCCUGCCAGUGUGCUGAAAAUGACACGCUGGUGCGAGUCGCUGUGGGCGGAAAGUGUAGUUCGCGUAGAUCGAGGUCUCAGAUGGGGAUUGUAAGACGGAGAUGCUUCUGGAUGAACAGUAUCUGCUCACCGCUGUUACCUCUCUAUACCCCUUUAAAAAGAAACACUUCACGAUAAUCUCAAUAAAAACCUGUCGUAUUUGUCAGUCUGUGUCAAAUAUUUCAACGCUGAAGCGAUCAGACAUUUGUGCACCAUGAAGGCCUUCUCUGCAUCCUGAUCUUGAGCUUCCCCUGUGUGAGGAGGCGUCCCAAAGGUCCACAAACUCUCUCAAUGACCCUGCUGCACUCUUUGAAGAGCAACUACCUCUCAAGCCAGGACACACAGACCAGGCCCUGAUCCCAAGUGCCUGGCCCCGAUCUCCAAGCUGUCAGCGAGGGGCCGCGCGCUGAAAAAAAUCCUUCCCUUUUUAUUAUUUCCUCCAGUCGAUCCAUUUUUUUUGUGAAAUGAAUUAAUACCAAUCGGCGUCGCUCAGGCAAUACCAGUUCAGAGAGUCCCAGAGAUCUCUGCCUGUACAGUGACUACACUGAAAAAAAACAAAAAUUAUUUCGAAUGUUUGUGCUGCAUUGAUUAUUUUUGAAGCCAACUUUCUAUUGUUCCUUUUUUAUUUAUUUGCAUUCGUGGAUAUUGGGCGCAAGGUAAUAUAUUCUAACGCUCAACUCGCAAGAUGUUUUUAUACUACUGUACAAAAUUCUCAGCUCUUUUGAGUCUUGUAAACAUUUUGAUGAACAUGUCUGGUGUUUGAAGUUAUAAAAAAAAAAGAAAAAAAAAAGAAAAAAGCCUACUUGAUAAUUUUGUGGUCUUGUAAAUAAGCCUGUUUUUCCCUUUUUCCCUUUUGUUGCUAUGUAAAUCUACAGAUGCAUAUUGGAUUAAGAAUAAGCUGUCAGAAUAAAUAAGAUUUAGUUUAGCACACUUUUACCUCUUUUCUGUUGUAAAUAAAUAUUUGUGAUUCACUUAGUGGUGUGAAGGACUGUUUCGAAGCACUGUCAGUGUGUUCAGAUCUUUUUCAACAGGCUCUCCACAAGACUGGUGACUGGAUAAAGUGUAUUAAUUUAUUUUUGUAUGUGCAGGGACUUUUUUUUUUUUGCACCGUUUUAUUGAUGUGGUUUUAUACGUUAUAGAUGUGGUAUGUCCACGUUCUCAUGUAUCUGUACAGAAAUUAUGCAAAAUCUCUAAAGUUUGUAUUUAAAACAUCAAAAGUGAAACCACACGAGUCCUGCUUCAUAUUGAGAAAUUCUGAACACUGAGAUUGUAGUGUUGCGCUUUUUUCAGUGAUAAAUUAAAAUCUGUUUAUUACAA